AUGAAGCGAGUCAAGAACUCCGAGCGAUACAAUAACCCGCUCCCUGUUGGGUUUACGGCCAUGAGUCCAUUGAGCUGGCUGGUUGCAGCAGCUGUGAUGACCUGGCAGUACUGGAAACACAAGCCGCACGUCGACGCGGAGUUUCGCGUGUUUGGACCAGACAUGAAGUUCCUAUGGGACCAUGGAUUUUUUGGCAAGGGAGUGCUUUCGAGGAGCGAGCCUACAUGGCAGGACAGGACCCGGCGCCGGGUUCUGGGGAUCGAAGGACCCAACGCAGACGAAGAGGUGGUUUUGCAACGACGCAAGGCCCGCGCGCUAUUUAAACAAAAACGCAAGCAGCUGGACGAGCUGGAAAAUUUUUAUAAGAGAGAGAACGACAAAAAGGGGCUCGAGGAAGUUGCUUUGAAAAAACGAGAACUGUCUGUGGAGAAGUUCCAGACGGACCGGCUGGUGCGUCCCGAGGACCACGAACUGGUCGUUGGCUCGGACAUUGUCCAGUUGGAGUACUUGCAGCUGAUGCCUGAGGAAGUUUUAUUUUUGCAACUACUUGAUGCGGUGACGUGCGACGUGGACUUUGUGGGUCUGUUCCGGUCGCUGGCGUCGGUUUCGUUCUGCCAGCGGUUCCUGGUGUACUACCACUACCGCACGCUCGGGUGGGUGGUGAAAUCCGGCCUGAAGUUCUCGUGCGACUUCAUUUUGUACGAGCGGGGUCCUGUUUUCCAGCACUCGCAGUACGCAGUCAAGAUCGCCGAGCCCAGCUCGUGGGUCGACGUGUGUUCGACCAGCCGUGUGGUGGGUGCUGUGAAGAAGAAGCUGAUCUUGGUGUAUGUGGAGCCACCGAGCGACUUUGAUGCUCUGGUUGGCCGGCUGACCAGCAAACAGUCUAUAUUCAAGUUUCUGAGCGAGUUCAGCCUGGACGAGGUGUUGAUCAAGCGAUGGUCUGCGAGCCGGGGCCGCGACUAG
Ogataea philodendri is the source of this 963-nucleotide messenger RNA. RefSeq lists its product as uncharacterized. Gene Ontology annotation, molecular function: tRNA-intron lyase activity; nucleic acid binding. The transcript has a single exon. The record is from RefSeq and is a predicted model, not a curated record. NCBI's taxonomy places the organism in Eukaryota, Fungi, Ascomycota, Pichiomycetes, Pichiales, Pichiaceae. Gene Ontology annotation, cellular component: tRNA-intron endonuclease complex. The coding region runs from base 1 to 963 and encodes 320 amino acids. Gene Ontology annotation, biological process: tRNA splicing, via endonucleolytic cleavage and ligation; tRNA-type intron splice site recognition and cleavage.